Trachymyrmex cornetzi is the source of this 973-nucleotide messenger RNA. Its product is annotated as TNF receptor-associated factor 6. The record is from RefSeq and is a predicted model, not a curated record. NCBI's taxonomy places the organism in Eukaryota, Metazoa, Arthropoda, Insecta, Hymenoptera, Formicidae. Bases 6 to 953 code for a protein of 315 amino acids. The transcript is spliced from 5 exons. Gene Ontology annotation, molecular function: protein binding.
ACGAGAUGUCGAAUAUCGUAUGUUACAUUAUAUCACUAUUUUGUUUUGUUUCGUUAUAUUUUGCUUGCGGUGGUGUGAGUGAAUCUUUGCGGAAAACGCCGACGAUUGAGGCCAAUGUCAGCAAUAAUGAUGUCACGGAGACGCAGCAUACCAUUUGCAAAAUUGCAACGGAAGAUGUGGUCGCGAAUGCACGUGCCACUGUCACAACAGUACUCACUGGAGCAUGUAAGGCCAAAACAAUGGACGAAAAGUUCGCGAAUCUGGAGGAAAAGUUGAGCAAGGAAUUUGCGGAUAUUAAGUGGUUAAUUUACAGCAUUUUGGAGCAACAACCGAAUUAUUUGAAAAGUGUGCGAAACGUUAAUCUUCACGAUGGAAUAUUUGAUGAUUAUUUAUUCCCGAGACAAGAUGAGAUCGAUAAAUUCAACAAUACCAUGCAAAGCUUAUUAAUAUUAAAUGGUUCGACAAAUGCAUUCACUUAUUACUGGCAGGUGAGGAACUUCAACGUGAUGCUGUCGAGCUGGCAGACAGGCCGUUCAAUACGCAGUCCUACCUUCUAUGCGGGUCGCAGCGGUUAUGCCAUGUAUUUGAAAAUCACUCCGAAAUAUUUUCCCGAUGGCACGGUCUUCGUAGCUGUCGGAUUGACCCGCGGUCGUUAUGAUUCCGUUCUCACGUGGCCGUUUCCUUACAGGAUCCGCCUCGAGGUAUUAGAUCAUUCUUUAAGAGGCCUGCGUGAGGAUCGACGAUCUCGAAUUUGGGAUCCGGCCACGCUUUGUACACAAGAUUUCUGGGGUAGACCAGCAGGAGUGGCGGAUAAUCCAGAGUGCGUCGGACUGAGUAUUCCCAGACGUAUAAUUCUAUCAAAAUCAUUAUCAACAUCGUCUCAACGAUAUUCAAGAAACACGAGAUACAUGUGGAAUGGAAGUGUGCUAAUAAAACUUAUUGUUUAUCUCUAGACUAUUUAAGGUAAAUGUAC